ACACAUACACACAGCCUUCCUGACUUAGCCCGAGCCUCACUCAGGAGAGGAGCAGUCUUCUCUCCGCUCUUGAAGCUGCUUUCUGUUCCUUCCCCGCCCAUCUGAGCUGUCAGCAGCACCAGCGAAGUUGGCCUCAAACUUGAAUGGGGCUGAAGGCUCCAGCUUCCUGGAGCUCCACGGGGCGGCAGGCUGGCCGGAGCCUCUGAGUUCAGCUGGCCUGGAGAAGCCGACCUUCCCAGCACCCCCGGCUGACCCUGGCUCUCCUGGGUGACACGUCUGCCCCUGACCUGUAGGCCCCCAGUCCUGGCCAAGGAAUGGUGCACUGAGGUCCCUCGGAAGCCCCUCGUCCCAUCCUGGAGCUGGAGCAGCCCAAGGCCCAGGCCAGCAUGGCCAACCCCGGACAGCCUCAGUUUUCCCCGGCUCGGGAUCCAGGCCCUGCCUCACCCCUGGACCUGCCGGAGAUGGAGAAGCUCCUUGUGCAGGUCGGAGGCCAGGAUGACAAGCCCCUGAAGCUGUCCAAGUCCCUCUCAGGGCCUCUGGACCUGGAGCAGAAUGGCCACAGCCUGCCCUUCAGGGUGAUAUCCGAGAAGCACCGGGAGGUCUUGCACCCCCUCUCGUCCUCCCGGGCCAGCUCCAGGAGGGCGUCCUCCACGGCCACCACCUCCGAUGCCCAGGACAGAGAAGUUCCCAGAGAUUAUCUCAUCCUUGCCAUUGCCUCCUGUUUCUGCCCUGUCUGGCCCCUCAACCUCAUGCCCCUCAUCUUUUCCAUCAUGUCUCGAAGUAGCGUGCAACAGGGGGACCUGGACGGGGCCCGGAGGCUGGGCCGCCUGGCUGGGACGCUCAGCAUCACCUUCAUCAUCAUGGGGAUCAUUAUCAUCAUUGUGGCCGUGACUGUCAACUUUGCAGUUCCGAAGAAAUGAAACUCACUAGGGGGCGGCGCUCGCAGAAGCAGCCCCAGCCCAUUGAAGAGCUCCACCCACACGCCUCCCGGAGGACAGGAUGAUCCCCCAGCUCGAAAAGCACAAACUUGGAGGGAACCCCCCAAGUCACCCCAUUGCUAGCCCACAUCAAAAGGCGGGAAAAGAGAGGAAGAAAGGAAAGGAAAUGGACUCUGAAACAGAUGAAUAAGGUGGUCCAGUCUCCUGGGCACGUCCCCGUAUUUUAACCCCCGGGCUCUGGCUGGUUUCUCAUCCCCGUGGUUUCCUGGGAUUAGCCAAGCAGGCAUAUACUGCCAGAGUGAGAAGAAACCACUCCCGCCAACGAGACCAUGGUGGGGAGAGAGUCCCUGCGUGUCUCAUGACCAAGAGCAAAGACACAGACUUUAUCUUUUCUAUUUUUCUUGAGGUGGGAUGAAAAAAAGACUGCCCUCAUGCCUUGUGCCACAUGCCUGAAGCGAUCCCAGUUGGUGCCCUGAGCUCAGAGGCUGAACUGCUGCUUAGCACCUGCCCUGUAACCCCUCGGACACAUGGGACGUGUAGCUACCCUGGAAAGAGGCAACAGCCACCCUUAAAUCCUCCAUCGCAGGAUGAGGGCACCAAGAGGAGUGUUGUAGAGACAGAAAUGGGGACAGCAUGACCCAUGGACCUCUUCUCAAACAUUUCAGCCUCAGGAGCCUCUUGGUUGAGAAGCCUGGUCCCAGAACGUCUCCCGGAAUGACCCAAGUCUGCCUCUUGUUCCCUACCUGGGCUGCAGUCUGGGGCACCAAUCAAGAAUUCCCGGGGCCCUGACUCCGUCUCCAGGUCGGCUAGUGAAGAGGAACUCAGGCCCGAGCUCUCAUCCGGGGACCACCUGGUUGUCUGGGGCACAAACUCAGGGUUUCAUGCGGAGGGGCUCAGGGUCCCUGUGCAAAGCGGCUGAAGGUCCUCACGCAGAGAGGCUCAGGUGGGGCAUGGCUCCCAGCUCCCACCCCAGCUGCCUCUGAUGCUCUGUGCCUCACCCUGCACCCCUGAUAAGCCUCUAACAGCAAAGGUUUUCCCCAGAGUCUGCCUUGGAACCACCCCUGGGGGAAAUUCCUAUAGGCUCCCAGGCCCUUAGGGAUGUCUGUGCCUCCUUUAGGGGUGUGGGUCCAAGAGUUUUUAUGAAGGUUUGUUAUUUCCUGGGUCUAGAGAAUUUCAAGAUGGAGGGAAGAGCCUGGCUGAAAGGUCCUGUCUUCGGGAACUCUGGGCUUGGGAACACACUCACAUGCCCAGAAUCAGGGGCCUGGACACCAUGGCCUGUGUCUCAGGACCUAAUGGGGCACCAGGAGGGAGUGAAGCAGGGCCCCUCAGACUUCCCCCUGGUCUUUCCUGAUCCCACUUCCCCAGCUGACUGCAGCCCCCAAGCCCUGGGUAAUGGAUGCUCUGGGCUCCCCCCACCCCCACCCCAGGAGGCCCUGCCUAGCAGCCAGGGUUCCAGGAGGCUGGGAGGGCAUAUUGGCUCCACAUUGGCUGAGAAUGUUUUCUCUGCCCCUGAUCAGCACCCUCAUGCCUCCUUUUAGGGCUCCUGCGUGUCUCCCCCACCCUCCUCAGAGGCUCCUGGGGAGGGAGACUGUUAGAGUUUCUGUCUUCCGGGAGGAGCUCUGGCGGGUACAGCUCUGAGCCUUCUAGGAGGGCCUGUGUGAUGGAGGGGAAUGGAAGGGAGUGUUCAGCGCCCUGGAACACUGUAUAGAUCCCUCUGGGGCUGGCAUUCCUGCAUCAGUGCCCCACCUGGGAAUAAACCCCAGCCUUUCUCACAUCUAAAGGAGGGGCCUGCUGAAUCUGUUUAAUGGGACCUUUGAAGCCAAAACAGAGAUGCCCCUGUUUGUUGGGGAAGGAAGGAGUUGAGUCCAGAGUCUUUGUGUCACUUUCAAGGUCAGGCCAGGGGAGUCAUGUGGUCUGUGAAUUUGACAUUCACAGGCCCCGACUCUGGAAGGAGGGGUCAUGAGUGAACGUCUCCUGGUAGGCCCCAAGGGGUCCCCAGCUUCAGUCCCCCAGGGAGACAACAGCAGUGAACCAGACUGUUUAGGCAUGGUCUCAUGGGCAGAGGCAGGACUGCGGCCUCUGUGUGCUUCGGGACCAUCACACACACCCACACCUGUCCUGCUGUCCCAGUCACACCCAUGAAAGCAGACCCUCACUGCCCCCUGCCACCCACACUGGCUCCUCCUCCAAACCCAGAAUAGCAGAGAAAGAGAGAAGCCGCUGCAGACAGCUGCAGGAGCAGACAGAGCAGGAGCAUCCUUCCAUUUGGGCAAGAAUGACUAGUUUUCUACUCAUACCGAGAAUGUAGCUCAGAGGCCCCAAGAGGCUGGCCCUUCUGGCAAAGAGGAGCCGAGGACAGGAAACCCUUCAGAAGUAAGACUGGGAGAGAAGGUCCUCAUUGCCCCUCACCCACAGGGCACCUGACACCCCCAGGCCUUGGUGAAGAUGAAGGGACAGUGGCCCUGCCAUCCCAGCUCCAUCGUGGGUCCAGCGCUGGCUGCAUGAACACCGUGGUCCCCCGGCUUGUGGUGCUGAACCAGCCCCUGCCCAGGUCCCCUAGGGAACAGCACGCACUACCCCCCACCAGCCCCCAGUUAUCAGAUCUCGUCUCUGUAUUCCUCUGCAUGGAAAGAAAUAAAGCUGACUGCCCAUCAA
Messenger RNA from Cervus elaphus (red deer), 3593 nucleotides. It is a transcript of the gene TRARG1, whose product is annotated as trafficking regulator of GLUT4 (SLC2A4) 1. Lineage: Eukaryota; Metazoa; Chordata; Mammalia; Artiodactyla; Cervidae. The transcript has 3 exons. Gene Ontology annotation, cellular component: membrane. The record is from RefSeq and is a predicted model, not a curated record. Bases 387 to 920 code for a protein of 177 amino acids.